This is a messenger RNA of Strongylocentrotus purpuratus (purple sea urchin), 5268 nucleotides long. It is a transcript of the gene ehbp1, whose product is annotated as EH domain-binding protein 1-like protein 1. NCBI's taxonomy places the organism in Eukaryota, Metazoa, Echinodermata, Echinoidea, Camarodonta, Strongylocentrotidae. The transcript is spliced from 21 exons. The record is from RefSeq and is a predicted model, not a curated record. The coding region runs from base 127 to 3474 and encodes 1115 amino acids. Gene Ontology annotation, molecular function: protein binding.
UUCUCUUGCCAGUUUUAGAAGUCUUGAGGACAUCAAAUCACCCUUGAUUGAGACUGAAGUUGCUUCUUUUGUCUACUUGGUCAUUGAGGCCUUUGUAAGGAUACCUGACAGAAAGGAUCACCAGUAAUGGCCUCUGUAUGGAAGAGACUUCAGAGGGUUGGCAAGAGGGCUGCCAAGUUCAAGUUCACUGGUUCUCUACACGAACUAGCAGUGGAAGCAACCAAAAAGUGGCAGCCAGAUAAAUUAUGUAUGAUAUGGACAAGGAGAGGCAGAAAAAAAUCAACAGAGCUCCACAAGUGGGUUCCUGGAAUCAAAGACCCCUACAAGGGCACAGUAACCUGGACAGUACCGGAGAAUCUGGAGAUCACUGUUACUUUGUUCAGAGAGAAUCGAGCUGAUGCCCCAUUCGAGGACAAGGAAUGGCUCUUUGUUUUGGAAGAUGAAGCCAAGAAAGGAAAGCGUCGCGUGCUAGCGCAGGGCGUGAUAAACAUGAAGGACUUUGCCAGCAUGGUUCCGACACAGGAGAGACAGAGGAUAACCUUGAAGCCUGUGAGCAAGAAGAUCAUCAGUGCAUCCCUAGAACUCACCGUUUCCUGUAUGCUGCUCAGGGAAGGGGCUGCUACUGAUGAUGACAUGCAGAGUCUCGCCAGUAUACUGAGUUUCCACCAACCGGACAUCGCCGACCUCAACGACUUUGACGACGAGGACGAUGAGUUUGAUCGGGAGAUCCUCACGUCGGAGAAGAUCUCUGAGUUGGCCAGCCAGUACACCUUCAUGGGGCCUGACCACAACACGGAGGAUCCAUUCAGUGCUUUAGAUGCCCUGGAAGAGGAGGAGUAUACAGGUGACCCGUUCCUGAAGUGUGAUUCCCGUGGCAGGCCGACGCGCCUUGAUGCCUCCUUCAACAGCGACUCGGCCGACGCCCUGGAAGACUCCUACGAGCCCGGCGGGGAGGGUCUGGACGACUUUGAGUACGAUGGAGGAGCAAACUACCAGCAGGAGCUCAGAGAAAGGGAUGAUAUAUCGCCCUCGUCUGAUUCUACCACGCCAACCGUCUCCUUAACCCCUAGUACACCUGUAGCAUCUUCUGAUUUUGGAAUGCCUUAUAUGAUAGCUGAUGCAGCAGACUAUGACGACAGUGCAGACAAGAAGCAGCGAAAACGAAAAGCACCUCAACCUCCGGCCGGCGGCGGAACCAACUCGUCCCCCUCCUCUCCGCAGCCCCCCAAGAAGGAUGGCGGAUGGGCUGCCGCGGCAACCGCCGAACCUGUAAGUAGCCGCUCUCCGUCCCCCACUCACUCAGCUGCAUCUUCUGUUGUGGCAGCCCCCAGACAGUCCCCCAUUCCGAUGGAAGGAGACGGAGAAGAAGAAGAAGUCAGGGAGAAACCGACCCCCAGCCCCAGAUCUUGGAUCCCUGCCAGUCCCAGCCGACGUUCCAGAACAGGCAAAGAGAGUGGUAGCCCUUUAAAGUUGAACAAGAAUGCACCCAGCCAGCAGCUCUUGCUCUGGUGUCAAGAGGUCACCAAAGGUUACCGUGGGGUCAAGGUCACCAACCUAACGACCUCAUGGAGGAACGGGCUAGCUUUCUGUGCAAUCAUUCAUCGGCAUCGACCCGAUUUAAUAGAGUUUUCAUCACUGUCACCGCAUGAUAUAAAGGGGAACAACAAGAAGGCUUUUGAUGCCGCUGCUGCCUGUGGCAUUCCAAGACUUCUGGACCCUCAAGACAUGGUCCUUCUGGCUGUACCGGACAAACUCGCCGUCAUGACCUAUCUCUUUCAACUGAGGGCGCACUUCACUGGCCACGAACUAGAAGUCAAGAGGAUCGGUAAUGCAACGAAAAAGAGCACGUACAUUGUUGGAAAUUACUCGUCGGACAAGUCCAUGCCAGAAGAUGUGUUUGCGCAGGAAACCAACGUCAUCCAUGAUGACAGGGUCGUGGCGAACGGAGAGAGGACAGAGAACGGGAAAGAGGUUGUUUCAAAUGGGGUUAGUAGUGUACCAAAGAGCCCUGGCUCACCGACUAAGUCUGGACCCAAUAGUAGGAAGACUUCCCCAGAGGGUGGGGAGGACACGGUGGAGGGGGUGGACACCAUGAACAUGAAGAACUCAGACAGCAAUAGCCACGGGCUAUCGGACAAGCUGCAGAGUGCCGGUAGCAAGGUGGAGAGGAGACUCACCAAACAGAAAUCGAGAGAUAAAGAGCCAGAAUCAAAUGGGGUGGAUUCGGAUAAGAAUAGGACUCCUACAGACACUCCUGCAGAGAACGGGAGAAAGGUUGGAAGCCCUAUAGGAGCAGCUGGAGACCAGGUCUGGUUCAGAGCAUCUGCUAUGGCCAAGAAAGAUGUAAAAGGGGAUGGGGAAGCGCCACAAAAGUCCAAAGAGGAUGAUUUAAAGGAGCGAGCUAAGCGAUUACUAGAGCUCGCUAGGAAGGAGGCGGCGUUCAAAAGAGCCACUCUAAAGAGAGAACAGUCGCAGCAAGAUGGAGAUGCAAAUGAGGAGGAAGAAAAGCGGAAAGAAGAUUUGAAAGUAAGAGCAAGAAAGUUGAUAGCAGAAGCUCGCGGAAGCAUCAAUAAACCCCAGAUUGAAGGUAUCGAUGAGAUGGCACAAGCCGUCAAAGAACAGGCCACGAUAGGUCUUGGUUACAACUUUUAUCAAUAUGGUGGUCAGUGUGGUGAGAAGACAGGAGCAGAUGGACAGCCUCUAGCCAGCCCUGACCAACCUACGCCGCCGGUCAGCCCCGACGACAAUCAACUCGCCAAGGGAUUGACCAAGGGCAAUAUCGCGGUCAAGACGCCGCUCCAAUCCUUCACCAAUUUGGUCCAGCCCGUACAGAGAAAAGCCAAGACCCCGGAUGACCCAUCAGAUGAAGCCAGGACACCGGAUGGACAGGUCAAAGAAGAGAUCAAGGAUGCGGAAGAGAAGGAUCAUGAGGUGGAGAAGAGUAAAGAAGGAACAGAAGACCUAAUGGAAGAGGACCUGCAAGAGACAAGCGAGUACAUCCUGGGUGAAUACUCAGCUCUGGAUCGAGAGCAGAAGCAGAUCGACGAGAGGGCAGCGUUCGUGGAGAAAGCCCUCCGACAGGCCAUGGAGGAAGGUACGGAUGAUGAAGCUGCUCUUAUGCAGGAGUGGUUUGAAUUGGUUAACAAGAAGAAUGCUCUGAUCAGGCGCCAAGAACAGCUCAAUGUCAUGGAGAAGGAACAUGAUCUUGAGAGAAGAUAUGAAAUGCUGAAUCAAGAGCUCAGAAAGAUGAUGGAGAUAGAAGAUUGGCAGAAGACAGAGGAGGAGAGACAAAGGGAGGCUUUCCUGCUGGAAGAUCUUGUGAUCCUUGUCAACAAAAGGGAUGAACUGGUGAUGGAACUCGAUGCGCAGGAACGAGAGGCUGAGGAGGAAGCGGAAUACUUGGAGAAUGCUCUGAUGAGAAGACGCAACAAAGGAGGGGCAGGGGUGAGAGACGAGAAGUGUAGUAUUCAGUGAGGAAAACAAACGGGUCAAUGUGUCAGAGGUCUGUUCACACACGACGUAGUAGUCCGGCACUGCUUAAAGGCAUGUUCACACAUGAUGCAAUAAACCAUCGCGGCAAAAUAAAAACUGCUUUACAUGGAAAUGAAUGGCAAGUGAGGGUGAGAGAAAAAGUAUCUGCCUACGAUAAAGACCGCUAAGAAUACUUGCUUAUCAGUUAACACAGUGCCGACUGGAACCGGGUGGUUUCUGUGUUUAGCCGAUAAGAUGUACGGGAAUCCAAUUGCCAGCGUGUUAAGAUACAGAAAUGUGAGGGGCACUGCGAUUAUGAUGUUUUAUCUUGCUGCGAUGGGUGUUUGAGGCAGUUUACUAUGUUGCGUGUGAAUGAGGCUCAAUCAUGGUCGCAUCAGCAUGGCCUAUGGUUUUGGUUAGAAAAGAGAGAGUGAUGUGAAAUAUAUGAAUGAAGAAAGAUGGGCAUGUGUAUAUGUAUAUGUGCAGAGGAAGAAAUUGACUUUCCUCUGUGCGAGGUGGUUCACUAUCUUUAGAGGUACUAACAAGCCAGAGAAAUAUGAUGAAAUGCAUCAAAAGAAGUGCAGAGAGAGAGAGAGAGAGUGGAAGGGAGUGGAAGGGAGUUUAGGGAAACACAAAACCUGGGUGUUGUUCAGAUUAAAGACGUGGAAAAGGAUGGAAGAAUAAAGUACCAUUGAUAAAUGUUUAUAACAGUGCUGGUAUUAAAUCAGUUGAUGAAUGCCAUUUAAAGAUAAUUUUUGUCAAAAAGCUUUACUUUAAAAGAACCUUUUUUUAUUACAUUUUUCUUUGAAGAAAAGUGAAACUGUGUAUAUAAUACAUUAAAUGGUAAAAGAUAUUGAAUUGCCUUGUACUUUUGAAAGAUUAAUUUCUUACUUUGGUGAAGUACUUUUUGUUUUGAUGUUUUGAUUAACAAACUGUUUUCUACUUUGUACUUGACAUGGAAUUUGUACAAUGUUCCAAAAUACAGCCAAGGAAAUUUUUGAUUUUAAUUCAUUAACUCUUUCAUAAGUUGUACAAUUCAUAUUAUUUUGUGCCUUUUCUGAAUAGGAUUUGGUUUGAUGUUAUAUAUUUAUGGUAUUAAUGUAAAAGUUUUAAGACAUGUCAUUUGGAGUAUUAGUAAAUGUGAUUCAUUUUAUACAAUGAUUUGAUUCAAUGUCUUACUUCGAGGUCAUGUUUUGCCAGCUAUUGGCAUGUUAUAAAUACAACAUGGUAGUAAAGAUAACGCUCAUCUACAAUUUAUUAGGUAUGAAAUCUCACUAUUAUCUGACUAUUAAUGGGACUAAAACAGAUCCAUUUUGCUCAUCACUAAAACCAAUAUUUUCAAGUAAAACAUAUUAAUCUGAAAAUGUUUUACAUACAUGUGUGUUUCAAUAUCACCCUAGAAUUUUGAAUUUAAAGAAUGAUAAACUUGCCAUGUACUCUGAGCUAUUUAAUAUUAUUGAUAGAUAUAUGCAACAUAAGAUGUUAAGAUGAACUUUAAAUUCCAUUUUGUGCAGUUGGCUCAGACUUUACGAAUAGCCACAGAAUUUCUUGGAAGAAAACAAAAAGGAUUAGAUCUAACCAUUAUAGGCUUUAUGUGCACGGCUUUGGCUUUUAGCAGAUUUAACCUUCGUUUCUGUGAAGAAAAAUAGCAAAAUAAUAAAACAAAUAUUAUGUUGGGAAAUAUAUGUAUAGAUAUUAAUAUUAAAUUUGUUUUGCCUGAUAUUUAAAUAAGUGGACAUAAAUUCAUCUUUGAUAUAGGUGCAUAUCAUAUAAAAAUAAAAAAUUGUAUAUAAUAUA